This is a messenger RNA of Conger conger (European conger), 990 nucleotides long. RefSeq lists its product as uncharacterized. The transcript has a single exon. NCBI's taxonomy places the organism in Eukaryota, Metazoa, Chordata, Actinopteri, Anguilliformes, Congridae. The coding region runs from base 1 to 990 and encodes 329 amino acids. The record is from RefSeq and is a predicted model, not a curated record.
AUGAAAGAUGCUCAGACCCAGUGGGAGGACCCUACACAUGUUGACCAUAACUACGUGUCAACACAGUCAGUCAUGGCAGAUAAAGCCACACAAUGCGAAGCAGAAAUGGGUCCUACUGUGACUAGCACCAUGCUCCUUGAUGAUGGUAACUCACUGCAGUUCACAGGAGUGCAUCUGGUCCAGUUUUUUACUUUGGUGACUGCGUUGGUGCCGUUCAGUCAGUCGUCAUUUACCCUUCCUGUUGUCGACCAAAUCAUGAUGACCUUAAUGAAGCUAAAACUAAACCUUGUAUUAGGAGAUAUCGCUCUGCGCUUCAACGUGUCUACGAGCAUGGCAAGCAAGGUGAUUGCUCCCUGGAUAGAUGUGAUGGGUGAACAGUUUAAAAUCCUGAUCCCCUGGCUUCCAAAAGAAACCAUCUGUGCUACCAUGCCAUUGUCAUUCAAAAAGAACUAUCCUCAAACCACCUGUAUUAUUGAUUGUGCAGAAAGUGGUAUUCAGAGGGCCAAAAACCUUGACUCCAGGAGUGCCACUUUCAGCCACUACAAAGGAACCAACACUGCUAAAUAUCUAGUCGCUGUGGCUCCCAAUGGGCUGAUCAUGUUUAUUUCUGAUGCAUAUGUAGGCAGAAGCAGCGACAAGUACAUCACUAUGGAUAGUGGGUUCCUGGACUACCUGAGGGUUGGUGAUGAGGUAAUGGCGGACCAGGGAUUCACUAUUCGAGACCUGUUACAUGAAAGAAAGGUCAGGUUGAACAUCCCUGCAUUCACCCACAAGUGUGGUCAGUUGACCAAUGAGGAGGUGACACGCACCAGACGAGUGGCCAAUGUGCGCAUUCAUGUAGAACGGGCAAUCCGAAGGCUGAAGGUUUUCAAGAUUUUAUCCCAAACUGUCCCCAUCUCCAUGACACCGAGGUUGGACAAAAUCUUAACAAUCUGCGCAGGCCUAGUUAACCUGAGGGGUAGACUGAUACGAGUGCCACAUGAGGUGUGA